GGAAAAAAAGGGGGGUGGGGGGAGAGAAAGAAAAGUUUUGCGCUGCAGGAGCAGGCAGGGGCCGGGAGUGAGCGCGGCGGAGCCCCCCACAGCCCUCCGCCCGCCCCAUGGCUUUAUAAAAAGCGGCUGCUCUCCGGGGGGGGCUGGCGGGGGGGUCUGAGCGGUUUUUCUUCGCUUGUAUAUAUUAUUUUUUUUUCACCCUUUCCCCCCGAGUUGUCCCGAGCUGGUGCCCCGUUUUUUGUGGACCAUGGAUACGCACACGCGGUGGAAAAGGCGCAGUUGGAUACGGAGCUGGUGGGUACCCGCUGCCCUGGUGCUGCUGGGUGCCCUGUCCCUCGGCCGGGCAGCUGAACCUGCAGACCUCUUGAAGGUAUUAGAUUUUCAUAAUUUACCUGAUGGUAUAACAAAAACAACAGGGUUUUGCACAAGCAGAAGAUCUUCAAAAGAAGCAGAUGUUGCUUAUAGAGUAACAAAAGAUGCUCAGCUUAGUGCACCGACAAAGCAGCUGUAUCCUGCUUCCCCAUUCCCAGAGGACUUCUCCAUUCUAACCACUGUAAAAGCGAAGAAAGGAGGUCAGUCCUUCUUGAUCUCAAUUUACAAUGAGCAAGGGAUCCAGCAAAUUGGUGUGGAGUUGGGUAGAUCUCCUGUAUUCCUGUAUGAAGACCAUACAGGAAAGCCAGGCCCAGAAGACUAUCCUCUCUUUAGAGGCAUUAACCUAGCAGAUGGCAAGUGGCACAGAGUAGCUAUCAGCGUGCAGAAGAAAAAUGUCACCUUGAUUCUGGACUGUAAAAAGAAGAUAACCAAGUUCUUGGACCGAAGUGACCAUCCCAUCAUUGACGUCAAUGGCAUCAUUGUAUUUGGAACAAGGAUAUUGGAUGAGGAAGUCUUUGAGGGUGACAUCCAGCAGCUCCUGAUCGUGGCAGACCCCCGAGCAGCCUAUGACUACUGUGAACACUACAGCCCUGACUGCGACACCGCCAUCCCAGACUCCCCCCAGUCCCAGGACCCCAACCAGGAUGAAUAUUACACCGAUGGGGAGGGAGAAGGUGACACCUACUACUAUGAGUACCCCUACUACGAAGACGUUGAUGAAGCUGUAAAGCCAGAAGCACCCACCGCCAAACCCAGCGCUCCCGAAGUGGCUGCUGGAGAGAGACCUGAAACCAAGCAGGACUACCCUGCCCCCACACCAUCACCUGAUGGAGGGGACCCUGGCAAGCAGGCGAAAGAGGAUGCUACAGUGGAUGACCCGCUUGUGGAUGAGUACAACUAUGAAACCAUUAAUGAAGAGUACUUCACGCCUCUCCCCUAUGAAGAUGUCAACUACAACGAAGAAGUGGACCCCCAGGGUGGACUCACUGAAAACGCCGUGGAAGCUGAACUCCCCACGAGUACUGUCAUCACCUACAAUGAGACCGAUGCUGCUCAAGGAGGAGAUGACCUGGAUAAAGAUUUCACCGAGGAAACAAUAAAAGAAUACGAUGGGAAUUAUUACGAUAACUAUUACGACCGAACAGUGUCUCCUGAUAUUGGCCCUGGCAUGCCUGCUAACCAGGACACCAUAUACGAAGGGAUCGGUGGCCCACGGGGUGAGAAAGGACAGAAGGGGGAGCCUGCAAUUAUUGAGCCGGGCAUGCUGGUGGAAGGUCCGCCCGGUCCCGAAGGCCCAGCAGGCCUUCCAGGACCUCCAGGACCAACUGGACCUGUGGGCUUAAUGGGUGACCCUGGGGAGAGAGGACCACCUGGUCGCCCAGGUCUUCCAGGAGCAGAUGGUUUACCAGGACCACCAGGGACAAUGCUUAUGUUGCCUUUCCGCUUUAGUGGAGGAGGAGAUGCUGGCUCUAAGGGACCUCUCGUUUCAGCCCAGGAGGCCCAAGCCCAAGCCAUCCUGCAGCAGGCCAGGCUGGCGCUGAGAGGACCAGCGGGUCCGAUGGGUCUGACGGGGCGGCCGGGCCCCAUGGGACCCCCAGGCAGUGGAGGACUGAAGGGAGAAGCUGGAGAAAUGGGACCCCAGGGUCCACGAGGCAUCCAAGGUCCUCCCGGUCCAGCAGGAAAACCUGGCCGUAGGGGACGAGCUGGCAGCGAUGGUGCCCGGGGAAUGCCCGGCCAGACAGGACCAAAGGGUGACCGAGGGUUUGAUGGUUUGGCUGGUUUGCCUGGCGAGAAGGGAAAUAGAGGUGAGCCAGGCCCCCACGGACCCCCGGGGGCACCCGGAGAGGAUGGGGAGAGGGGAGAUGAUGGAGAAGUUGGACCCAGAGGUCUACCUGGAGAACCUGGACCCCGAGGACUAUUGGGACCGAAGGGGCCGCCUGGACCCCCGGGGCCACCGGGUGUGGCUGGUAUGGAUGGACAAACAGGUCCCAAGGGGAAUGUGGGUCCUCAAGGUGAGCCAGGUCCCCCAGGACAGCAGGGUAACCCAGGUGCUCAGGGUCUUCCAGGUCCACAAGGCGCUAUUGGUCCCCCAGGAGAGAAAGGGCCGCUGGGCAAACCUGGUCUUCCUGGCAUGCCUGGUGCAGAUGGUCCUCCGGGUCACCCUGGCAAAGAAGGUCCUCCUGGAGAGAAGGGCAGUCAGGGUCCACCAGGUCCUCAGGGCCCCAUCGGUUAUCCAGGACCACGCGGAGUCAAGGGAGCAGAUGGCGUUCGUGGAUUGAAGGGCACCAAAGGUGAAAAGGGUGAAGAUGGCUUCCCUGGCUUCAAAGGCGAUAUGGGCAUCAAAGGAGACCGGGGGGAAAUUGGGCCUCCUGGCCCCCGGGGUGAGGAUGGUCCUGAAGGUCCCAAAGGUCGCUCUGGCCCCAACGGAGAUCCUGGUCCUCUUGGUCCUGCUGGAGAGAAGGGAAAACUCGGUGUGCCAGGACUGCCCGGCUACCCGGGCCGGCAGGGUCCAAAGGGCUCAAUCGGCUUCCCAGGAUUUCCAGGAGCUAAUGGAGAGAAGGGCACACGGGGAACACCUGGCAAACCAGGUCCAAGGGGGCAGCGCGGUCCAACGGGUCCACGUGGGGAAAGAGGCCCUAGGGGAAGCACUGGGAAACCUGGCCCAAAGGGCAACUCUGGUGGUGAUGGCCCCCCUGGUCCUCCUGGCGAAAGGGGACCACCAGGGCCUCAAGGACCGACUGGAUUUCCUGGACCAAAAGGCCCCCCUGGUCCUCCUGGGAAGGAUGGAUUGCCUGGUCACCCCGGACAGAGAGGAGAAACUGGUUUCCAAGGCAAGACUGGCCCUCCAGGACCCCCCGGUGUUGUAGGCCCUCAGGGUCCGACCGGUGAGACAGGGCCAAUGGGUGAGCGGGGACAUCCAGGCCCUCCAGGUCCCCCAGGUGAACAAGGUCUUCCUGGCCUCACUGGAAAAGAAGGGACCAAGGGGGACCCUGGUCCCGCCGGCCUCCCAGGAAAGGACGGUCCCCCCGGCUUGCGAGGCUUCCCCGGAGAGAGAGGUCUCCCUGGUCCCAUUGGUGCUCCAGGGCUGAAAGGCAACGAAGGUCCCCCAGGCCCCCCAGGUCCAGCAGGCUCUCCUGGCGAGCGCGGUCCCGCGGGAUCAGCCGGCCCGAUAGGCUUGCCAGGGCGACCUGGUCCCCAGGGACCUCCGGGACCCGCAGGUGAAAAGGGAGCCCCAGGCGAGAAGGGUCCCCAGGGACCGGCUGGCCGGGAUGGCAUCCAGGGACCAGUGGGACUGCCGGGUCCAGCAGGUCCUGUCGGCCCCCCCGGAGAGGAUGGAGACAAGGGUGAGAUUGGGGAGCCUGGCCAGAAGGGCAGCAAGGGCGACAAAGGAGAGCAGGGUCCACCAGGUCCUACUGGCCCGCAGGGUCCCAUCGGCCAGCCUGGCCCAGCUGGUGCCGAUGGAGAGCCAGGUCCCAGAGGACAGCAAGGCCUCUUUGGUCAGAAAGGUGAUGAAGGACCCCGAGGUUUCCCCGGUCCCCCUGGCCCGGUGGGCUUGCAGGGCUUGCCUGGGCCACCUGGUGAGAAGGGAGAAACAGGUGACGUUGGGCAAAUGGGCCCACCAGGCCCACCUGGACCCAGAGGUCCAUCUGGACCACCAGGAGCAGAUGGUCCACAGGGUCCUUCCGGGGGAAUAGGAAAUCCUGGUGCAGUAGGAGAGAAGGGUGAACCUGGUGAAUCUGGUGAGCCUGGUCUUCCCGGCGAGGUUGGCCUCCCGGGUCCUAAAGGUGAAAGAGGUGAAAAGGGUGAAGCAGGUCCCUCUGGUGCUGCUGGUCCACCCGGCCCCAAAGGUCCACCAGGUGAUGACGGUCCCAAAGGCAGCCCUGGUCCAGUUGGUUUCCCUGGUGACCCUGGUCCUCCUGGAGAACCUGGUCCAGCUGGUCAAGAUGGCCCCCCUGGUGACAAAGGUGAUGAUGGUGAACCUGGACAGACUGGUUCCCCUGGUCCCACGGGAGAGCCAGGCCCCUCCGGACCCCCAGGAAAAAGGGGCCCUCCUGGUCCAGCCGGUCCUGAAGGAAGACAAGGAGAGAAAGGAGCCAAGGGUGAAGCUGGUUUGGAAGGACCUCCUGGGAAGACUGGCCCAAUUGGUCCCCAAGGUGCUCCAGGGAAGCCUGGCCCUGAUGGCCUUCGAGGGAUUCCUGGUCCAGUUGGUGAACAAGGUCUCCCAGGAUCCCCUGGCCCAGAUGGUCCUCCAGGCCCAAUGGGCCCAGCAGGUUUGCCUGGUCUUAAAGGAGACUCUGGUCCUAAAGGGGAGAAGGGUCAUCCAGGUUUAAUUGGUCUUAUUGGACCACCGGGAGAGCAAGGAGAAAAAGGUGACAGAGGUCUCCCAGGCCCCCAGGGCUCAGCAGGACCCAAAGGAGAACAGGGUAUCACAGGUCCUUCUGGACCAAUUGGACCUCCAGGGCCACCAGGAUUACCGGGUCCACCUGGUCCCAAAGGUGCUAAAGGAUCAUCAGGUCCAACAGGUCCAAAGGGUGAAUCGGGUCUUCCUGGUCCCCCAGGGCCUCCUGGUCCUCCUGGAGAAGUCAUCCAGCCACUGCCCAUCCAGUCUUCCAAGAGGACCAGGCGAAACAUUGAUGCCAGCCAGCUGGUGGACGACGGAAACGCUGACAACUACAUGGACUAUGCAGAUGGCAUGGAGGAAAUUUUUGGCUCACUGAAUUCCUUGAAACUGGAAAUCGAGCAAAUGAAGCAUCCCUUGGGCACUCAACAUAACCCAGCGCGUACCUGCAAGGAUCUGCAGCUCUGUCACCCUGAUUUCCCAGAUGGUGAAUACUGGGUUGAUCCUAACCAAGGAUGUUCCAGGGACUCUUUCAAAGUUUACUGUAAUUUCACAGCUGGUGGAGAGACUUGCAUCUUCCCUGAUAAGAAAUCUGAAGGAGCUAGAAUUACUUCUUGGCCAAAGGAAAACCCAGGCUCCUGGUUCAGUGAAUUCAAGCGCGGUAAACUGGUAAGAUGCAUCUUGGUGCUUUCUGUUUUCUUUAACCCCUGUCAUAUUUUACAGAGUAAAAUGGCUCGUUGGCCCAAAGAACAGCCUUCCACAUGGUAUAGUCAGUACAAGCGGGGGUCUUUGCUCUCCUACGUGGAUUCGGAUGGGAACCCCAUCGGAGUGGUGCAGAUGACUUUCCUCCGGCUCUUGAGCGCUUCAGCCCACCAGAACAUCACUUACAACUGCUACCAGUCUGUAGCCUGGCACGACGCCACCACCAACAGCUACGACAAGGCCAUCCGCUUCCUGGGCUCCAACGAUGAGGAGAUGUCCUACGACAACAACCCUUACAUCCGAGCUGCCCUCGACGGCUGCGCGGCAAGGAAGGGCUAUCAGAAGACUAUCCUGGAAAUCAACACACCCAAAGUAGAGCAAGUACCUAUAGUCGACAUCAUGUUCAAUGACUUCGGAGAAGCAUCACAGAAAUUUGGAUUCGAGGUGGGACCAGCUUGCUUCAUGGGCUAAGAGCCACCUGAAAACUAGUCUCCAAAUGAGCAACCUCGUAACCUCAUUGCGCCAUUUAAUUAAUUAAAAAAAAAAAAAAGAAAGAAAGAAAAAAAAGAAUUUCUUGUCACAUGCACGUUCUGAAACUGGACAGCGAUGGGUUAUUUUUUUCCGUUUUGUUUUGUUCUUCAUUUCGCCCGAGUUUUUCUGUGCCACCGCACCCCCACGUACUGAAUCGCCGACUGAGAAGACCGUUCCCACGACAGACGCAGAAUCCAGAAUCGCAUGACCGACCGCUGCACGCGUGGCCCGGAGACCUGCCCCUGCCACCGCCGCUGCCACCCCUGCUGCUCCACUGCCACCAGGCAGACCCCACCACCAUCAAAGACUUCUUCUUGCCAUGGAGCGAUACCGAGCGCUUGUCUAUAGAUUAUUGUGUGUUUGUUUGUUUCUAAGGAAACAUGGAAAAAAAACUUGAAACUCCUGUGUUCAGCUUGACGUUGAAGUCCUGGCAGUCCUGGCUCCAAUCCAAACCCUGCCGAAGCUCAUCGGAGGCAUUUUGUUGACUUCCACGAGAUUUGGAUCAGCUCUAGCAAGUAGACAUCAUGGCCAUUUCCAGAAUUUUUAAUCUCUCCAUGGAAUUGCCUAAUUUUACGUUUUCUAAAAUUUAACCCCAUGAAUUUGAUAGCUAAAAUUCACACUGGGCAUCUCUUUCCCAUGUAUUAAAGGUGCUUAUAUUUUUGUAUGUUUGUAAGUAAAUAUUUGUAUUGUAUAUUAUUUUAAAUGUUUAAAUGUUUCUGGCUUCAAAACAUGCAUGUGACCCUGUCUGGAUUAAAACCACCACCCUUCCCACCACCAUCCCAGCCAAGCAUCCACCUGGGAAUGAAGACGACAGCUCACAUCCCCACUGCUCCUGCCUCUUCUCAGCCCCAAGCCUGGAUCUGGGGGGCCCUGGAGUUAUGCCCAGGCACGAGUCUUUGCAGGAUGAAGCCCCAGUGAGUGGCAAACCCCAGCCCCCAGAUGUCUUUCGGAAUGAUUAAUUUCAAAAUAAGCAAAUUAAAGCCACUUUUUAACAAGAUUUCUACCAAACCCUGAUGUAAAAGCAGGAUCUGCUUGAAGUCUCUGCCUUUUUAUACACUUGCUUACCUUAACAUAUGUGUUUUAAAUUAAUUCUUCUUUUUUUUUCCUUCAGCAUUCUUAUAAAAUAAUAGUAAUAAAAAGAAAUCCAUUCCCAGCGGCAGAUUGCAGUGGCAGGGGAAAUCCAUCUGUCCUCUCUGAAUACAAAAUGGUACAAAAAAAAAAAAAGGAAAAAAAAAAAAGGUGCUUUUUAUUUUUACAUGUCUCUGUGGUGCUAUCUAUUUGAAUAACUUUAAUACAACACUGGUGAUACCCUGCCAUUGGCCAAUCUCCCACCAGCCUUUGCUUUAUAGCCACUUUCAACACAGACUGCAGGCUUUUGCUACAGUCUUUGAUUAUAAAUGCAUGCCACCUUCAUAUUUGUUAUGUAGAAGACCUGCUCCUUUCCUUAAUUGUACACAGUAGCUUGUACGGUCCACGUAGAAAAAGUAUUAAGUGUGCUUACAUCUUUCCCCUCCCCCCACCCCCCCCAAGAAUAUUCAUGCGUUUUAUAUGGUGGGAACCGUACCAGAUUGUACUCAGUCGCUGAAUGUUUGUGGUGCUAAUUUAUGUAUUUGUUGGAUGUCCUGACGUGAUGCUGAAGCCGUGUGGGUGCCUGCCCGCCGAGCGCUCCCGGGAGUCUGCAGUUUUCUUGGUCUUCCCACAGUGGCUCUGCCAGGAUGGCUUUUUUUCUUUUUUUUUUUUUUUUUUCCUUCCAUGCAGGGUUUUCAGCUUGCAACCUGCUGACACCAUCUUCUUUUUCUGUUUGUUUGUUUGUUUUCUCCUUGGCCAUUUUCCUUGUUCAGAUCUUUCAGCUGGAAAAUAGAUGUUGCAGGGUGGGGGGGUUAUUAUUAUUUGGCCUGGAGUAUUACAACAACACUUGAGCCAAGGGGGGUCUUUCACCAUAAAGGAAAAGACAUCACAUUUACUGUGAAGAAAUGCCUACAUAUGAUGUCUUUUCCUUCCUCCUUCCCGAGCAGAGAGCAGCAGCAUCGGAGGAAGGGAGGCAAAGCCAUGCUGGAGAGAGCGGCGAUGCCGCCUGGUGCUUUUUGGUCCAGGAGAACCAUGUCCAUCCAUCUCCCUUCUUCUGUUGUGUUCUCUUGUAAUUUUUAUUUUUUUUUCCACUUGGGGGGAAAAAACAAAGGUGCUACCCUAAAAACUGCAGACUCCGGCAGCAAAGCAGUGAAAAGGAGUAUAUAAUAAUAUAUAGGAGAAUUCAGCUUCUCAGUCACCUUGGCAACAGCCUUGUUCAGGAACAGUGGGAAGGUCAGAAAAGGUUGCACAUUCCUCUCUGCAACAGAAAAGCCAUAUAUUGAUGUAUGUACACACGUGUGUGUCUGUCUAGGUCAUGUGAUUCUGUUACAAAUUUUCAUCAAGGGAGCUUCUUUCUUUUAUUUUUUCCCUUUAUUUCUUUGCUUUAAGAAAAAAAAUCCUCUGUUGAAUUCCACAGUGUUGUAAUUGUACUGAGCUCCAAACUGUUCCGAUUUCCCCAGACCACUUAGCUACGGUAUAUUGCAAUAAAAUUACUACUUGUAUUUGCAGACGUUCUUUUUGUGUAAUUUUAUUUCCCUCCUCCCUUAAUAUAUAUGACUUGAACAAAUGUUGAUAAGAAAAAUAAAACCUAUGGAAAAAAAUUUUAGUACAUAAGGCCCUUUUUAAAAUAUAGUGUCAAAUGACAUAUUGUACAUUUCUUCAAAGUCCAAUAAACAUGUCAAAAUUUAAGUGUAAUGCCCAUAAGAGCUAUUUUUAAAUAUUUUAAACCUGUGUAAUAAAGGAAUAAAUGUAAUAGAUUUUUUUUUCAAUAAAUCAAGUUUACUGUUUCCACCUAAA
Molecule: messenger RNA, 8809 nt
Organism: Falco peregrinus (peregrine falcon)
Lineage: Eukaryota; Metazoa; Chordata; Aves; Falconiformes; Falconidae
Gene: COL5A1
Product: collagen type V alpha 1 chain
Exons: 66
Coding region: 248-5884 (1878 amino acids)
Molecular function (GO): extracellular matrix structural constituent
Source: RefSeq, a predicted model, not a curated record